CGGGAGAUGCGGAGCCCCCCAUCCGGAAGUGACGUCAGGGGCCCGUAGGUUGUUGCUGCGCAGUAUUCCCAAAGAAAGAGAAAAUUCCCGACACGGAGACCUGUGAACACUGCGGAGUCCUGAGCCAGAGGUGUAUAAUCAUGAAUCCUGUGUAUAGCCCCGGGUCUUCAGGGGUUCCUUAUGCAAAUGCUAAAGGUAUUGGUUACCCUGCAGGUUUUCCGAUGGGGUAUGCUGCUGCUCCAGCCUACUCUCCUAAUAUGUAUCCUGGCACAAAUCCUGCCUUUCCAUCAGAGGUAGAACAAUCAUCAUAUGCGGCUUCCGGUUUGCAAAUGUACAUGUUCGGGCACGCGUUCUCUGCCGCUAGGAACGGUGCACUUAAUUCAGGAUAUACGCCUGGUACGCCAUAUAAAGUGUCAUGUUCCCCCACCAGUGGGACUGUUCCACCUUAUUCUUCUUCCCCUAACCCUUACCAGACCGCAGUAUACCCAGUAAGAAGUGCCUACCCACAGCAAAACCCAUAUGCACAGCAGGGAGCUUACUAUACACAACCUAUGUAUGCAGCCCCUCCACAUGUAAUCCAUCACACUACAGUUGUGCAGCCCAAUGGAAUGCCAGCAACAAUGUACCCCGCACCCAUCCCUCCUGCUAGAGGCAGCGGUGUAGCUAUGGGCAUGGUAGCUGGGACCACAAUGGCAAUGUCAGCAGGUACCUUGUUGACCACCCAUUCGCCAACUCCAGUAGCUCAACACCAAGUUACAAUGCCUGCGUAUCGGCCUCCAGGGACACCAACGUAUAGUUAUGUCCCAACACAAUGGUGAUUAGUCCAGUGUUUAAAGAUGGAAGAUAUGCAAGCAAGUAAGAUGCUUAUUAGAUGGUGCUGAAGUGUUAUACCUCCAGCGAGAAGUUUCUUCCUUCUGAAUUCUCUCAACACUUUGCCUAACACUAAUUCAGGAUCCGAAGAUUUCCAUUAUUGCAUAUCUUAACAUCUUGGGACUCUAGUGGUUGUCUUUAAUAUAAAAUCCUGUUUUGUGGACAGUCUUGCAAUUUUUCUAGCUAAUUCUAAUGAUAAAAAGGGAGUAUAAAGUUGUUUCAAUGAUCCAUAUCUAGUUGAGUGCAUGUAUAAACACAAAAUGACGCUUGCUCAGUUUAUUGCAGUGACAUAUGCAAACGAGAAAAAAAAAACAAAAAAAACAUCAUAUGCAAAAUCCAAAGGAGUCAAGAAGAAUUCUUAAGGCUUUUUCCUCAUCGUAAGGCCUUAGAAACCUGAGGCAAGACUAAUCACCCCAGUGUGUUCUUUGAGUGUUGCUCUGCCAUUUUUUUGAAGGUUGUUGCUAGUAAAGUGUUGCCAUGUGAUCUGACAUCAUAUGAAGUAAUUAGUGUAAUUCAGAUUAUACCCAACUUCUCACUAGGAAUAAGAAGUUUUGUUUUUGUUUUUUAUUUUUAACUUUCAUUUUAUUUUUUACAUUGCGCUAAAUAGGAAUAGCUGGUUUAGGUGAUGUGACCAUGCGAGCGAGUGUAUGACUAAGGAAGAUAACUUGGCACACAAGACAGGUUAUAGGCCUUCUUGGGUACAGAUUUCGCCAUGCGUGAGGUGGCCGCACUCUGGUGUUCGCUCUGCACUUACUGUGGUUUAGAAAAUUGACACUUGAAGCAUUCCACAGAAAUUUAAAAAACCUGCUACUUUUCCUGCUCCUGUUAUUUGACUUGAUUGAAAUUGGAAAUAAAAAAACAAAAACAAAAAAAAAAAGUCCUAUGCAUCACGAAACGGGAAAGGUUGGGCGCGAUAGUUCUCAGCUCGUACGAUACGGCAACCACAUAGUUUAGUAUUUUUAUUAGUUUUUUUACAGUUUUCUUUUUUAUAAUUUUUUUUUUUUUAUUGCUCACUUUUGUGCAGAGGUUUUCUGUUGGCAUUCCACAAUAAAAUACAUUGUUGAACCUUCUCAUUUCCAGCGUAUAUACAUGUUCCAUAAUCGAAUGGUUUGCGUUGGGGCCUCAUGCACACAACCGUAUGUAUUUUGCAAUCUGCAAAAUACGGAUGGUGUGUCUGUGUUUGCAGCCGCAUUUGUUGCUGACCUAUUGACUUCAAUGUGUCUAUGGCCCUCAUUUAGCGGCCAAGUAUAGGACAUGUUCUAUCGUUUGCGGAAGGAGAUACGGAUGUGGAAAUCGCACAUGUGAUCUAUGUGUUUUUCCCAUCUGUAUGUUUGUUCUGCAAAAAGAUAGAA
Bufo gargarizans (Asiatic toad) is the source of this 2222-nucleotide messenger RNA. It is a transcript of the gene FAM168B, whose product is annotated as family with sequence similarity 168 member B. The coding region runs from base 141 to 818 and encodes 225 amino acids. The record is from RefSeq and is a predicted model, not a curated record. Lineage: Eukaryota; Metazoa; Chordata; Amphibia; Anura; Bufonidae. The transcript is spliced from 8 exons.